AUGGCUCGCUUUUUGAUCCUCGCCCUCGUUGCGGGCGCUUUUGCCCGCGACUGUCGCCCCCGUAUCAACGACGAUAAACCGCUCAGAGACGGCGACUUUGAGGGUGGCAGAAACCCCUUUACAACCUCUGGCGACGAUGAAGUUGGAGGUCACAUCGUCUCUCCUGGAUACAACUCGGAACACAAGUUUCAAUCUUACAACAUGAUCGACAACAACCUACUCGAGAUGUACCAAGACGUCUACACUUCAGGAGGCAUCACCUACACGUGCACCUACAACUGGUACUUUGAUAACUACUACGAGACCACAUACAAGAACGGGAGAACUUAUGUUCCCUACCUCCGAUUCUACCAGAACAACGAUUUGAUUGGUAACCGCUAUCCGACGGGAGAGGAUCAGGUUGGAGACUGGCUGAGUGGCAGCAUCACCUUUACCACAUCGGAGGGGGGAUACGAUCGUAUCUGGAUCGAUGCUGCUAGUCCACAGCCGCCUACUGGAGAGGGCUCCGGUGACAAUGCCCUCUCGAUAGACAAUAUUCAGUGUGUGAGGCAAUAA
Molecule: messenger RNA, 555 nt
Organism: Fusarium keratoplasticum
Lineage: Eukaryota; Fungi; Ascomycota; Sordariomycetes; Hypocreales; Nectriaceae
Exons: 1
Coding region: 1-555 (184 amino acids)
Source: RefSeq, a predicted model, not a curated record